AUGUCAAAUCCAUAUAUCCUUCUCGUCCUGAUUCCGUUGUUCUCAAAGAUUUCAACCUCAAAGUUGAAGCAGGCAAAACUGUGGCUCUUGUUGGUGCCAGUGGAAGCGCUAGAUGCUACAAUGAAUGAAGUCAUGGUUGCUGCCAUGGCUGCAAAUGCCCAUAAUUUCGUAAAACGGCUUCCGGAAGGGUAUGAAACAAAGAUUGGCGAACGCGGAGCACUUUUGUCAGGAAGACAAAAGCGGCGAAUUGCUAUUGCCAGAGCCAUUAUCAAGAACCCCGCGAUUCUGCUACUUAAUGAAACAACAAGUGCUCUUGACUCAGAAUCAAAGUAA
This is a messenger RNA of Theobroma umbraticum, 333 nucleotides long. The record is from RefSeq and is a predicted model, not a curated record. NCBI's taxonomy places the organism in Eukaryota, Viridiplantae, Streptophyta, Magnoliopsida, Malvales, Malvaceae.